Alligator mississippiensis (American alligator) is the source of this 958-nucleotide messenger RNA. Its product is annotated as olfactory receptor 5AR1. Gene Ontology annotation, molecular function: olfactory receptor activity; G protein-coupled receptor activity; odorant binding. The record is from RefSeq and is a predicted model, not a curated record. Gene Ontology annotation, cellular component: membrane. NCBI's taxonomy places the organism in Eukaryota, Metazoa, Chordata, Crocodylia, Alligatoridae. Gene Ontology annotation, biological process: sensory perception of smell; G protein-coupled receptor signaling pathway. The transcript has a single exon. The coding region runs from base 7 to 948 and encodes 313 amino acids.
AAGAAAAUGGAAAUAGAAAACCAGUCCAUGGUGACAGAAUUCAGUCUCUCAGGAUUCACUGUCCAUCUGGAGCUACAGGUCCACCUACUUGGGGUGUUCCUGUCAAUCUACGUCAUCACUGUGGUGGGGAAUCUCGGGAUGAUUUUGCUAAUAAGGUCAGAUUCCCGACUUCACACCCCCAUGUACUUUUUCCUCAGCAACUUGUCCUUUGUAGACUUCAGCUUGUCAUCUUGUAUCACACCUAAGUUGCUAAGAAAUCUUUUGGCAGACAGGAAGGUCAUUUCCUAUGCUGGCUGCCUUUCCCAGUUCUAUUUUUAUGUUGUAUUUGGUACUACGGAAGGAUUCCUGCUGGCGGUCAUGGCAUAUGACCGCUACAUGGCCAUCUGUAACCCACUGCACUAUAGAAUAGCCAUGUCCCGUAGAGUCUGUGUCAGCCUGAUUGCUGGCUGUUAUCUGGGUGGAAUUAUCAACUCUACUGUGCACACAGGCACCAUGCUCCGAUUGUCCUUCUGUGAAAUCAGUGUUAUCAAUCAUUUUUACUGUGAAGCCCCCCCACUCUAUGCAAUCUCAUGCACUGACACCAACAUCAACAGCAUGGUUAUAUUUGCAUUCACAGGGAUAAUUAUAUUAGUUACUGUAACGAGCAUCAUUGUCUCCUACACCUUCAUCCUGGCCGCCAUCCUGAAGAUCCGCUCAGCUAAGGGCAGGCACAAAGCCUUCUCCACCUGUGCCUCCCACAUGACAGCAGUUUCCCUCUUCUACGGAUCUGUUGCAUUCAUGUAUCUACGGCCCAGCUCCAAACACUCCCAGGAUGUAGACAAAGUGGCCUCCUUGUUCUACACAGUGGUGACCCCCAUGCUGAACCCCCUGAUUUACAGCCUGAGAAACAAGGAAGUAAAAGAUGCCCUGAAGAGACUGAUGAAGAAAAAAAGGGACAUAUGUAUGUGAUGAUGAUGAG